UCUACAGUUUCCAACAGAUUUUUUUCCCUCAAUUUACAACAACAAAGAGUGAAAAUCAAGCUUUUACUCCAUUGUUCUCUAAGUCAUCGCCAUGGAGACAAAGCUAAGCGUUUGCCAUAAUUAAACAUUUUUUUUGUUCUCUCUUCCGACCAUCUUUGCUGCAAAUGCAUUAAAAGUUCUGUAGGUUGUCUGCGUUGGCCCGAGACCUGAGAUCUUGACCACGGUGGACUUAAAUAUAAAGCACGCUUCAAGGUGGUCUCAAAUAUUUUUGUGGUGGGUAGGGGGUUGAAAUAUGUUAUGAACAUGUGUCCAAUUUUUAAAAGAAUUUAGUAGGAUUUUAUACAAAAAAAAAUGCACAAUUUUAAGUAGAAAUCAACAUAUGAGAAAAAUGUAUGUGAAAGUAUUUCCAUAUAUUGCUGUUCAUGAGUGGUAAAAGUGGAUGUAAAAAGUCGACACACCCUCAUUGAAAUGCCUUUUUUGUGCAAAAACAAAAGCAGAAAAACCAUUCCAAAACUUUUUUCACUAUUGUUGUGACCUACAACCUGCAAAAUGCAAUUUCAUGAGGGUAAGUAAAAAUCCAAAAUGUUUUUGCAAAAGUGUGCACACCCCAUUGUGAAUGGGGAAUGUGACUUUGUUCAGAAUUAACAUUCAAACAUGUCAAACUAUAGUCAGCAUACACCUGCUACCAUUUCAUUUAAAGUGCCUCUUAUUCACCCCGAGUUCAGAUGCUCUAGUAGGCUUUUUCCCCCCAAAGUUUUUCUUUAUGCUGAUGCCAUUUAAAGUGCCACGGGUUAACCCCAAAUAAAGUUCAGAUGUUCCAGUAGGCUAAACCCACACGCGAUGUCAGGACACAUCUCGAAAACAUUCACUGACAAAAUAAAUAUUUUAGAACUGGUUGGAAAUAAAUACACGACGUGAUGCAAAGCUGGAGGCAGUCGCAGCCAAAUUUGCCCCGUCAGGAUGUUCAGCACCUCGGACAGAGACAUCCACGAUCGAGCAUCGCAGUGGUAACUCGUGGGAGUGGGAGGGGUCGCGCCAAUGGGGUGGGGUGGGGCGGGGCGGUCAUUUGUUGCAUUUGUAUAACACUUUCCAGAUGAAAAAGUGAUGCAGGAGCUUCGUCGCCCACUUUUUUUUUCUUCUCUAGAACGCGUGGAAAAAGAUUGUGAGCUCACCUGCCACUCUUUCUCCCUUUGCACGUUCACUCCCUUUUUUGGUGUGUGUGUGUGUGCAUUCUUGAUUGUCUAAUUGAGUUGGCGAAGGGGAGGGAGUCUCUCGCGUGGAAGCGGCCAACCCACUCUGAGUGCCACGGUUGUCACGCAGCUGUUGUCCUUUUACGCAUGUUAGUUGUCUUGACUAAAACGUCACACGCACAAACGAAAGACGCGUGGACGCUCCUCUCCCCUGCCAUGGAACCUGUUGUCAUUCGGCGCGCGUGGAAUAUUUGUGGCACUCACUUCACGUCUUCUUUUGGCCACUCAGCACAAGUUGUCGGGAUGCUCGCUCGGAGAUUUUUCGGAUAAAAAAAAAACAAAACACUAUUUGAUCUAUUGUUCUGCUGUCUUUUCCUGCGUGUGGAAUGCGUGCGUAAAAAAAAAAAAAAAAAAAAAAAAAAAAAAAAAAAAAGGCAAAGUGUGCAAGCUUGAGGAUGUUGCAGCGAACAGGUUGGUGCUGAAACUUAAGAAGGAUGCCACGCCGCCGCAGGAGCUUCCACAUGCUCUGCGAGUGAAUACUAAGAUGUCCACAUCGGCGGAACCCAGCAGGCGGUACUGACAGAAGCUCGUUGAUGGCACUGCGCACCGGGAGGACUUGGUUCGGACGGGUCUUGCGCAGGGUCUCGCGGCUGCAGGGCUCCUGGUCCAGGCGCUCCAGCAGUCUUUUGUGUCUCUCCGCCAACCAGGAGCACGAUCCGGGCUUCUCGUACCGCUGCCCCAGCAGCCCCAGCCGCCCCGCAGGCGCCCACCUCGGCCACCGUCAUCGGAGCGCGUCCGCCGCUGCCGCCUCCAGGCGCAGUGCACUCGGCUUCUUCCCUUCUCGUCGCACCAUCCCGGGGAACACGAGGGGACAUGAGCCCCUCACUCGCCGGCUCCUCGUGGCCAUGAAGCGGCAAAACGUGCGGACCUUAUCCCUGAUCGUUUGCACGUUCACCUACCUGCUGGUGGGGGCCGCCGUCUUCGACGCCCUGGAGUCCGACUUCGAGAUGAGGGAGAAGGAGCAGCUUGAAGCCGAGGAGAGGCGCCUCCAGGGGAAGUACAACAUCAGCGAGGACGACUACCGCAAGCUGGAGACCAUCAUCAUGGAGGCCGAGCCCCACAGAGCCGGGGUGCAGUGGAAAUUCGCCGGGUCCUUUUACUUUGCCAUCACGGUCAUCACCACCAUCGGCUACGGGCACGCGGCGCCGGGGACUGACGCGGGGAAGGCCUUCUGCAUGUUCUACGCCGUCCUGGGCAUCCCCUUGACUCUGGUGAUGUUCCAGAGUCUCGGCGAGAGAAUGAACACGUUCGUCAAGUACCUGCUGAAGCGCAUCAAGAAGUGCUGCGGCAUGAGCAUCACCGACGUCUCCAUGGAGAACAUGGUGACCGUGGGCUUCUUCUCGUGCAUCGGCACGCUGUGCAUCGGCGCCGCCGCCUUCUCGCACUACGAGGACUGGAGCUUCUUCCAGUCGUACUACUACUGCUUCAUUACGUUGACCACCAUAGGCUUCGGGGACUUUGUGGCCCUGCAGAAGAACAGGGCCCUGCAGAAGAAGCCCCUGUACGUCGCCUUCAGCUUCAUGUACAUCCUGGUGGGCCUCACGGUCAUCGGGGCCUUCCUCAACCUGGUGGUGCUGCGCUUCCUGACUAUGAACAGCGAGGACGAGCGGCGCGACGCCGAGGAGAGGGCGUCGCUGGCGGGGACCCGCAACAGCAUGAUCAUCCACAUCCAGGACGAGUCGCUCCAACGGGGGCGGCGGCGGGGGGGCCGCGAGAGCCGGCGUGACGAGAUGAGCGACUUGCACUCGGUUUGCUCCUGCAUGCACUACCACUCGCACGACCUCGUCACCUCCGGCGGGCUGAUGGGCGGACUGGGUUGUGCCUUCUCCCACCAGAACUCGCUGGGCUCGCAUCUGAACCCGGGUCACUACUAUCACUCCAUUUCCUACAAGAUCGAGGAGAUCUCGCCCAGCACGCUGAAGAACAGCUUCUACCCGUCGCCCAUCAGCUCGGUGUCGCCGGGCCUCCACAGCUUCACGGACAAGCUCCAGCUCAUGAGGAGGAGAAAGUCCAUCUAGUCCGCCCUUGGCAAACCUCAUUCCAAGCACUUUCCCUUUUGGUCUUUUAUUUUAUUUUUUAUUUUUUAUUUUUUUGCUCCUGAUGGAGAACACUCUCAUGGGAUGCAAAGCAUGAAGCAUGGAUGUCUAUUUUUUCAAGGGGAUUACCACACACUUUGUAGACCUUCUAGAUGGAACUGUUAUCUAAAAACGUUGGUUUCCUACCAAAUGAUGCCCACUGCUAUUUUUCAUAAAGGGAGGACCCUGGUUUCACCUUAACUUGAAGAACCCGCCGCGGAGAUGCAGAGGAUGAUUUUUUUCCUACAAGCCAUCACACACAAACGCCGUCGCUAAUAUUAGCAUGUGAAUUGAAUAAUGUAUUUUUUGUGACAUUCUUUUGUCUGUCGCCAACCAGCUUUGUUUGGAAUCCAAAGGACCAUGCUGCUGUAACUAAUACCGUUCUCCUUAUUUUCUCCUUUUGCGGAGCAUUAAAGAUGGCAUCUGGCCGGGGCCGAGCUCUAAAUGCGCUCGCUAACACAAACACUUUUAUUGACGGCUUUUGUGGCGCGCGCUCCCUUUCCCGGGAUUCAUUAUUGAACGCGUCAAUACGAAGCGAUCCUGCAGGGAUAACGCCUCUGCAAAAGUGGCAGACGCAGCGAGCGCGGGCAAAAGAUGUGUCAGGAUUUAAAUAAAGUGGAAAGCCAUCAUUCCUAUGAAGGGGACACACAGGUCAGAGACACAUGACGAGAUGACGGUCCGAAUGAUGAGAUAUUGGCAUUUGAUGUUCCUCCGUAUGGAUUCUCUCUGACCCUGCAGUCUCUUUUAACGCCGGCUUUCAAACCUUUUCCAAAUGCACCUAAUAAUGAAUGAUCUGAAUUCAGAGCAGUACCAAAUAAUACAUCUUCCUACGCUCUCCUUCAAAAUAUUGAAAUAGUGAGUCGGAUAAGAUUCCAGACUGAAAACAUUUGACAGUUGGUAAAAAGUACACGAUAAGAAAGCAAAAGCUUGCAUCGGCAUUUGGUACAUAACUUAGAAAAUGACAUAAUCAUACCUGUGACCAACUGGUAUUUGUCAGUUUUUAGUGUCCAAGUCAAUCCUUAGACUUCAACCCUGUGGAGCAUGGAUUUUACCCACUAAAAAGGAUAAAGCUACCUUUCAAAAUAAACUGAAAGAGGCUGGUGUAUGCGGAACGAAGGGAAUCGUAAAAUAAACAUGCAUGCAUUUAAUUUCUAAAAUAAAAACAUCAAAUGUUAGAUUUAAAAAAAAUUCUCUUCACUUUUUUUUUUCCCCCACUACUAAUCAUGUCCUCGAAUUCUGUAGAGCGGCAGGAUGAACAAUCCUAAUUUUAAUCAGCACCCUUCCAAAGUAUGAAACCGCGGAACCAAUUUCCUUGUUUUUGCUAUAAACUGCAAACAUUUGUUUCACUUCACGAUAAAAGACAACAGAUUACAGUCAGCCUUUGCAACUAAAUCAUCCCUACGCUAAAACGCUAUUGGUUAUGUAUUUUACCCACUAAAAAGUUUACUUUUCGUGGGCAAAAACCUAUCCAGAGAGUGAACUUCUCAAAGGGCCAACUUUCAUGUUCAAGUUAAUCUCCAGACUUAAACCCUAUAGAGCAUGUAUUUUUACCAGAUCAGGAGAGGACUGAAGGAUUGAUGAUUUGUCAGACAAGAAUGCAUUUUAAGAGUAAUACAUACCAAAAAAUUGAAUUACUCUCUCCUUGCCUCCCCCCCCAAAAAAAACACAUUUGUGGAGGAAAAAAACAUUUUGUGUAUCACAUAAACAUCAGCAUGAUCCUUUGAGUUUUUAUUCCAAGGGGUUAGGUCUUUUUGGAUUAAAUGUUUAACUGAGUGGUUCUCAACAUGUCCAAUUUGCAUUUUGUGUUUGAAAGAGAGCCUCUUUACUUGGACCCAUUCUAAAGUUUCCCCCUGGUCAAACUCGCCAAUAAUGUUUGCUCUCAGGUCCGAACCGCUCGCCUUGUUUUUGUUUGGCUCUCCUGUGGCCCUUCCUGAAAACGACGCAAUGUAGAUACCUCCGUUCUCCAUAAAAUAGUCCAAGACGUUUUCCAAGAAAGACUACUGAGGUGCAUCAUCUCGUCAGGCCAGGUCUCCUUUGUAGAUAUUUGAGAUGGUUCUGGCCUGUUUUAAAGCCCAAUCUGCCUUUUCUCUCUCUCUUUCUCUCUCACAGCUGGUCUAUGAACGCAUGGUGAAAGCAUUUCAAGCGUAUCUUGUUUGUAUACCAAUUCUAGCUUUUCAUAAGCUGCACAAGACUCGGAGCUCUUUCUUUAUGGAAAAACUGUAUUUAUUAGUUCCAAUCCCUGUCCAUCUUGCCUUGUCUCCUCAAUGGGAGAACGCCACCACACCCGCUCUUACUUUGGAUGAGAAUCUUGACAAAACGUAGACAGGCGAGGCAUCGGUGUGUGAGGGAAAAAAAAAAAAAAAAACAUUGUUUCGUUACGGGAACACG
Molecule: messenger RNA, 5713 nt
Organism: Syngnathoides biaculeatus (alligator pipefish)
Lineage: Eukaryota; Metazoa; Chordata; Actinopteri; Syngnathiformes; Syngnathidae
Gene: kcnk9
Product: potassium channel, subfamily K, member 9
Exons: 2
Coding region: 1784-3268 (494 amino acids)
Biological process (GO): stabilization of membrane potential; potassium ion transmembrane transport
Cellular component (GO): membrane
Molecular function (GO): potassium ion leak channel activity
Source: RefSeq, a predicted model, not a curated record